CGAUAUGGAUCCGCCAGUUGCGACAGCACUGACAAGAUGGUGGAUAGGACAGGAGGAAAAUGAGGAACAAAACACAGCUAAUAUGUAUAGUUGACAGGGUGUAAAUGGCCUUUUUUGGAUUUUAAGUUAGCCAAAAUGAUUACAAGAUCGGAGCGUUUCAUAUAUAUUGAAUUUGGGUUUAUGUUUGCGAGACGCAGGACCUAAUAUGUUGUUUUCUGGCUGCGGGAUGAAGGACCCCUCGGAUACAGGACAUAACGACGUGACAGCCAGUAGUCCGAUAGAUAAUCAGUGAUAUUAGAUCGUGAAUGAACUUUACGGUAAAAAAAAAAUACAUUGAAACCGUUCACUAGUAGGGUCCAGCUAACGUUGUCAGCUAGUUAUUUGUUUUCCUGGUUGAUUUGUUGUCAUUGUGCAGCAAUUUGUUUUCCUGGUUGAUUUGUUGUCACUGUGCAGCUAUUUGUUUUCCUGGUUGAUUUGUUGUCAUUGUGCAGCUAUUUGUUUUCCUGGAUGAUUUGUUGUCAUUGUGCAGCUAUUUGUUUUCCUGGUUGAUUUGUCGUCACUGUGCAGCUAGUCAGGGGUAGAUACUAAGUAGCUUGCUAAUACCACAAGAUUUUCGUGGCCGAGUCGACAUGUUUUAACUUUGUACGGCGCUUGUUGGGGAAGGAUUCAUCGAUAAGGACGCAAGACGCAUUGAUAAGGACGCAUCGAUAAGGAAGCAAGAUGCAUCGAUAAGGACGCUCGACGCCAUCCCCCGCCGGACCGACCUGCUGCGUUGUGUAUUCUGGGGUUGUAACUAGUGACCAGCUAGUUAGCUGUUAUAGCUGGUCAGACUGUCGACAGGCGACAUGGCUCACUCUCCGGUUCAGAGUAGCCUGCCAGGGAUGCAGAACGUGAAGGCAGACCCAGAGGAGCUGUUCACUAAGUUGGAGAGGAUCGGUAAAGGCUCGUUUGGUGAGGUGUUUAAAGGAAUAGACAACAGGACUCAGAAGGUGGUGGCCAUUAAGAUCAUUGACCUGGAGGAGGCUGAGGAUGAGAUGGAGGAUAUUCAGCAGGAGAUCACUGUGUUGAGUCAGUGCGACAGCCCUUUCAUCACCAAGUACUAUGGAUCAUACCUGAAGGAGGCCAAGCUGUGGAUCAUUAUGGAGUAUCUAGGGGGAGGCUCGGCAUUAGAUCUGUUGGAGCCGGGGUUGCUGGAUGAGACUCAGAUCGCCACCAUCCUCAGAGAGAUUCUGAAGGGUCUGGAAUACCUCCACUCAGAAAAGAAGAUACACAGAGAUAUCAAAGCUGCCAACGUCCUGCUGUCGGAGCGUGGGGAGGUGAAGCUGGCAGACUUUGGGGUGGCGGGACAGCUAACAGACACCCAGCUCAAACGCAGCACCUUCGUUGGCACGCCCUUCUGGAUGGCUCCAGAGGUCAUCAAGCAGUCAGCCUACGACUGUAAGGCAGACAUCUGGUCUCUGGGUAUAACAUGUAUAGAGCUGGCUAAAGGAGAACCCCCACACUCUGAGCUACACCCGAUGAAAGUGCUGUUCCUUAUCCCAAAGAACACCCCUCCUACCCUGGAGGGGAACUACAGCAAGCCCCUCAAGGAGUUUGUGGAGGCCUGCCUAAACAAGGAGCCAAGCUUCAGGCCCACUGCCAAAGAGCUGUUGAAACACAAGCUGAUUGUGCGUCACGCCAAGAAGACGUCGUACCUGACAGAGCUGGUGGAUAGAUACAGGAGGUGGAAGGCUGAGCAGACCAGACAGCAGGCAGAGUCCAGCUCAGACGAGUCUGACUCGGAGCAGGAUGGGCAGGCGUCGGGCGGGAACAACUUUGGGAGUGAUGACUGGAUCUUCACCAUCAGAGAGAAGGAUCCUAAGAAACUGCAGAACGGGGGAGAGGGACAGGAAGUGAAGAGUGGAGACAUUUCAGGGAGGCUGUUUUCCACCAUCAUCUCUCCUUCUCUGGCUGAAUUGAAACAGCGUCAGGAGGCAGUGAAUGGGAACCCCAUGGCUCUAGAUGAACUGAGAGAAGCUAUUCUCCUAGCUGAGGAGGCCUACCCUGGGAUCUCUGACUCCCUGGUCACACAGCUGGUUAACAGACUGCAGAGAUUUUCUUCAGGCAGGAAGUCUUCGUGCUCUUCUCCCUAGUGAUUGGCUCUCUGCCCCAGCCCGCCUCUCCCAGGUCCCGCCCCCUGUCUGUGGUCCAGUCAGAGGUUAGAGGUCAGCCUGGAUAACACCAUAGGUGUCCGUCAAACAUUCCUGCUGGAGAACCCUGAACACACCUGACGCUUGGUGAUCAACUCCAAGGCCUCUUUUAGUAACUUGAUAAACCUGUGGAGAUCAGAGGGGGCAGUAGAGCCCAGUCACUCUGUUAACACUGUUGGAGAAUUAACCCACGAGCAAGGAGACACUGCUUCUCAGAGGAGGACCCAUCAGUAUGGACCCAGUCUGACUGGAACCAGAGGAGGAGCCAUCAGUAUGGACCCAGUCUGACUGGAACCAGAGGAGGAGCCAUCAGUAUGGACCCAGUCUGACUGGAACCAGAGGAGGAGCCAUCAGUAUGGACCCAGUCUGACUGGAACCAGAGGAGGAGCCAUCAGUAUGGACCCAGUCUGACUGGAACCAGAGGAGGAGCCAUCAGUAUGGACCCAGUCUGACUGGAACCAGAGGGAGACCCAUCAGUAUGGACCCAGUCUGACUGGAACCAGAGGAGGAGCCAUCAGUAUGGACCCAGAGAAGGACCCAUCAGUAUGGACCCAGUCUGUCUGGAACCAGAGGAGGAGCCAUCAGUAUGGACCCAGUCUGACUGGAACCAGAGGGUGACCCAUCAGUAUGGACCCAGAGAAGGACCCAUCAGUAUGGACCCAGUCUGUCUGGAACCAGAGGAGGAGCCAUCAGUAUGGACCCAGAGAAGGACCCAUCAGUAUGGGCCCAGUCUGUCUGGAACCAGAGGAGGACCCAUCAGUAUGGACCCAGUCUGUCUGGAACCAGAGGAGGAGCCAUCAGUAUGGACCCAGUCUGACUGGAACCAGAGGAGGAGCCAUCAGUAUGGACCCAGUCUAUCUGGAACCAGAGGGAAACCCAUCAGUAUGGACCCAGUCUGUCUGGAACCAGAGAAGGACCCAUCAGUAUGGACCCAGAGAAGGACCCAUCAGUAUGGACCCAGUCUGACGGAACCAGAGGAGGAGCCAUCAGUAUGGACCCAGUCUGUCUGGAACCAGAGGGAGACCUAUCAGUAUGGACCCAGUCUGACUGGAACCAGAGGAGGAGCCAUCAGUAUGGACCCAGUCUAUCUGGAACCAGAGGGAGACCCAUCAGUAUGGACCCAGUCUGUCUGGAACCAGAGGAGGAGCCAUCAGUAUGGACCCAGUCUGUCUGGAACCAGAGGGAGACCCAUCAGUAUGGACACAGUCUGUCUGGAACCAGAGGGAGACCCAUCAGUAUGGACCCAGUCUGUCUGGAACCAGAGGGAGACCCAUCAGUAUGGACCCAGUCUGACAGAACCAGAGGAGGAGCCAUCAGUAUGGACCCAGUCUGUCUGGAACCAGAGGGAGACCCAUCAGUAUGGACCCAGUCUGACGGAACUAGAGGGAGACCCAUCAGUAUGGAACCAGAGGGAGACCCAUCAGUAUGGACCCAGUCUGACGGAACCAGAGGGAGACCCAUCAGUAUGGAACCAGAGGGAGACCCAUCAGUAUGGAACCAGAGGGAGACCCAUCAGUAUGGACCCAGUCUGUCUGACUGACUGACUGGAACCAGAGUUAACUAACCUGUGUCUCUGCAGCACCAUGCCUGAAGGGGAGAGAAUCAAACGCAACUGACCCCCCCCCCCCCCCCCCCCUACCACCCCUAAAACCUGAGUACCACCCCCGACUCCCCCGCUCCUCUCUGUGAGCUCCUGACUCCCCCCUGCUCCUCUCUGUGGUCUCCAGACUCCCCCCUGCUCCUCUCUGUGGUCUCCUGACUCCCCCCUGCUCCUCUCUGUGGUCUCCUGACUCCCCCCUGCUCCUCUCUGUGGUCUCCUGACUCCUCCCUGCUCCUCUUUGUGGUCUCCAGACUCCUCCCUGCUCCUCUCUGUGGUCUCCUGACUCCUCCCUGCUCCUCUCUGUGGUCUCCAGACUCCCCCCUGCUCCUCUCUGUGGUCUCCAGACUCCCCCUGCUCCUCAGGGCUGUUGCAGCAGUCUUUGUGAACCUCAGGUGAAGUGCUUUAGAUGGAUGGCUCCUCCAAGCCACUGGGGGCACUGUGCUGUGUAGGAUUUAUUUGUAAACAAACCAAACUGUAUAUAUGUUCAGCUGUCACUGACGUUGCAGACAUCAGUCACUGUGUACAAACUGUCAUGAUGUGCUUUUGUAGAUAAUGUUGAAGGUAAAUAUUUAAGACUCUAAUGG
Oncorhynchus kisutch (coho salmon) is the source of this 4373-nucleotide messenger RNA. RefSeq names its product serine/threonine-protein kinase 24-like. Gene Ontology annotation, molecular function: ATP binding; protein serine/threonine kinase activity. Gene Ontology annotation, cellular component: Golgi apparatus; cytoplasm. The record is from RefSeq and is a predicted model, not a curated record. Gene Ontology annotation, biological process: protein phosphorylation; negative regulation of cell migration. The coding region runs from base 846 to 2132 and encodes 428 amino acids. Lineage: Eukaryota; Metazoa; Chordata; Actinopteri; Salmoniformes; Salmonidae. The transcript is spliced from 10 exons.